AUGGACAGUUAUACGGAAUAUAACAAAGCAAUGAAACUAAACUUUAUUAUGAAGAUGAAGAUGAAAGCAAUGCUUUGUGCUGGUUCCGUUCGCGCCAAAAACACCAUGAACUUUGGUUGGUACAGUUUUAACCCCGGUUCUUUUCUUAAUAUUUUGAAAACUUAUGGUGAAAGUGGUAAUUACUAUGGUCAAUGGAGUGCUAUUGGGAGGACGGCCGUGACAACUACAUUGGCCGGUUGCGCUUCGGCUCUCAUGACUUUGUUUGGUAAAAGGAUUCAAACAGCUGAGAAAUUCCACUAUGAUGAUCCUCUUGAAGCUCCACAACUUCAUGGUAGUUCUGGUACAUGGGGGAAUAUUUUCACUGCCUUGUUUGCCAAGAAACAAUAUGUGAAUGAGAUUUAUGGUGGUUCAAUUGAUAGGCCUUAUGGUUUAUUGUUGAGAGGUGGUGGAAGAUUAUUGGCUGCAGAUGUUGUUCAGAUUUUGGCUAUUGAGGUCGGCGUCAAUGUUAAGAGGUUACAUUCAACUGAAGGUUCAGAAAUUUUACCACGUCCUGCAGUUGUAACAGUGAUGGGUCAUGUUGAUCACCACAAAACUUCCCUUCUUGAUGCUUUGCGUCAAACAUCAGUGGCAGCCAGGGAGGCUGGUGGCAUUACUCAGCAUCUAGGUGCCUUUGUGGUGGGCAUGUCAUCAGGAGCAUCAAUCACGUUUCUUGAUACUCCUGGUCAUGCUGCAUUUAGUGAAAUGCGCGCAAGAGGUGCAGCAGUCACAUAUAUAGUAGUGCUAGUUGUUGCUGCAGAUGAUGGUGUAAUGCCCCAAACACUUGAAGCCGUGUCCCAUGCAAAAUCAGCUAAUGUACCAAUUGUAGUUGCAAUCAAUAAAUGUGAUAAACCAGGUGCAAAUCCUGAAAAAGUUAAACUACAGCUUGCUUCCGAGGGCUUGCUGCUGGAGGAGAUGGGUGAUAUUCAGGUCGUUGAAGUUUUAGCGAUUAAAAAGACUGGAUUGGAUAACCUAGAGGUAGCUUUACUCCUUCAGGCUGAUAUGAUGGAUCUUAAAGCACGAUUUGAUGGGCCUGCUCGAGCAUAUGUGGUUGAAGCAAGACUUGACAAAGGACGGGGUCCAUUGGUGACUACUAUAGUGAAGGCAGGGACUCUAGUUUGUGGACAGCAUGUGGUUGUCGGCUCACAGUGGGGAAGAAUAAGGGCUAUUAAAGAUGCAGCAGGGAGGUUAACUCAACGAGCAACUCCGGCAAUGCCUGUUGAGAUUGAAGGGCUUCGAGGGCUGCCAAUGGCUGGUGAUGAUGUCAUUGUUGUUCAUUCUGAGGAGCGAGCUAGAAUGCUUAGUUCUGGUAGGAAAAAGAAAUCUGAAGAGGACAGGCUUAGGGGCAAGAUGGUGCAGAAUAUCCCAACUACUUCAGAUGAUACUGAGGAGGUUCCGCUGAGGGUUGAAAUGCCAGUAAUUGUAAAAGCAGAUGUUCAGGGAACUGUUCAAGCCGUUACAGAUGCUUUGACAACUUUAAAUAGUCCUCAGGUUUCUGUGAAUAUUGUCUGUUGUAAGGUUGUUGAAGGUUUAGUGAACAGGACAGCAACCAUGAGGCUUCUGCGGAGCGGUGAUGUGGUGUUUGAAGGACCUUGUUCAUCUCUUAAGAAGGAGAAACAGGAUGUGGAUUCUGUGAAGAAGGGAAUUGAGUGUGGAUUAGUUAUCAGUAACUGUCAUGAUUUUCAGAUUGGUGAUGUUAUUCAGUGCUUAGAACAAGUAGUUAGGAAGCCCAAGUUUAUUAAGUCGGAGAGUGGUGCUGUUCGAAUAGAGUGCUGA
This is a messenger RNA of Trifolium pratense (red clover), 1812 nucleotides long. Its product is annotated as translation initiation factor IF-2-like. Gene Ontology annotation, cellular component: membrane. Gene Ontology annotation, biological process: ammonium transmembrane transport. Gene Ontology annotation, molecular function: GTPase activity; GTP binding; ammonium channel activity. The record is from RefSeq and is a predicted model, not a curated record. Lineage: Eukaryota; Viridiplantae; Streptophyta; Magnoliopsida; Fabales; Fabaceae.